AUGAAAUCACCGAAUGAUAAUGAUAAGGCGGGAUCCCGUUCGGAGUCACCAGGAGAUGAGAAGCGUGUGAAGAUUACUGUGAGCAGUGUGAUGCAAGGUGUCAAGGAGAUAAUCAUCGAAGCGAAAGAAAAAGAGACGAUCCAGGAGCUCAAAUACCAAAUCGAGACCCAAACCGACGUAAUGGCAAAUCGUCAAAUACUUCUUUUCAAAGGAAAAGAGUUGAAAGACUCAAAUAAAACAAUAGCUGAUUACGGUAUCACUGGAGAUGCAACAAUUACGAUGAAUGUGAAAAUGAGUACUGGUGUUUUUACAAAUCCCACCACUACCGAAAUGAUUCUAAUGAUGCCUCCGAUUUUUCCUAGCAAUCAAGACCAACUUCGUAAGCAGAUCAAAGGCAUGAAUACAGUACAUCGUAAGCCGAAGAAGUUGAGCGGUACGGAUGCGACGGCCAACAUUUGGACUCCGGAAAAGCAAAUGGAGCACGAGUUGACGAGGAACAGAAUGAAGACAUUGCUGCGUCGCAAGAAGCACGCACCGAUUUUGUCUAGCACGCCAGUGGAGUCAGAAGCUGGAUCUGUGCAAUCAUUCUCCCCUGUUGCCACGCCACCUUCUGAACUGUCAUGUGUCUCCGGCUCAAACUCAAGCAUCUCCAGUGUCACGUCCGUUCCAGAAGCUGGAGAUGAGAAUAAUGUCACUGAGAAAGAGCUUAAGCUAUUCUUCGAUCCGCCUGAAACCAUUGAAGAAUACAAACGAGCUCGCCGCUCAAUGUACCUUCCGCCGAGCUCCGAGGCAGAACUUUUGGGAUAUGUGAAGAGAUUUGAGGAGGAGAGAAAGACAAAGUGUAAUACGUGCUUCAAGAAGCUCACGCCCACCCAACAAACGAUGCGUUGCAAGUGUGAUCGUAUCUUCUGCGACCGCCACCGUAAUCCAAAAAGUCACACUUGUGUCAUUGACUACAAACAGGAUGGACGUAUCAAGUUGAAGAAGAAUAACUCGAAAGUUGGCGAUGGUGGAUGUCGUAAAGCGAAGUUUGAAGAAGAAGAGAAGAAGGUUUUGUGA
Caenorhabditis briggsae is the source of this 1059-nucleotide messenger RNA. The record is from RefSeq and is a predicted model, not a curated record. NCBI's taxonomy places the organism in Eukaryota, Metazoa, Nematoda, Chromadorea, Rhabditida, Rhabditidae. Bases 1 to 1059 code for a protein of 352 amino acids. Gene Ontology annotation, molecular function: zinc ion binding; protein binding. The transcript is spliced from 6 exons.